Molecule: messenger RNA, 591 nt
Organism: Apis laboriosa (Himalayan honeybee)
Lineage: Eukaryota; Metazoa; Arthropoda; Insecta; Hymenoptera; Apidae
Gene: RpI12
Product: DNA-directed RNA polymerase I subunit RPA12
Exons: 3
Coding region: 70-441 (123 amino acids)
Biological process (GO): DNA-templated transcription; termination of RNA polymerase I transcription
Cellular component (GO): RNA polymerase I complex
Molecular function (GO): zinc ion binding; DNA-directed RNA polymerase activity; nucleic acid binding
Source: RefSeq, a predicted model, not a curated record
AUGUUUUUAUUGCAUCAAGAGGUUAUAGUCAUUUUAAGGUUACAAUCAGUUAUUUUUAUUUAAUCUGAAAUGGAACAAAAUUCUACUGUUUCUUUUAUAAGUACUCCUGGCUUUUGUUCUGAUUGUGGAUCAAUUUUACCAUUGUUAGGUGAUAAAGGAAAUGUAACAUGUUAUGCUUGCAAAAGGGUAUGGGGUCCUGAAGCUUUUGGAGAUAUGUCAAUGUCUUAUACUAUUCAUUUUAAUAAAACAAAUGUUUAUGCUCUAUCAAAACAAAAUGACGAAAAAGAAGAAGCAGAAGGACCAAUUGUUGAAAGAAAAUGUCCUCAAUGUCAAAAUGAUAAAAUGUCAUACGCUACAUUGCAAUUGAGAUCAGCAGAUGAAGGACAAACAGUAUUUUAUACAUGUACUAAGUGCAAAUUUAAAGAGACAGAGAAUUCAUAAUAUAAAUUUUUAUUGUACAUUUUAAUUUGUACAUUCCUUAUUUAAUUGAUUGGUAAAUAAUCAUCAAAACAUAACACUCUGUGUUAAUAAAACAUAGAACUUUAUUCAUAAUACACUUAACAAAUAUCAAUGAAUAGAUAAUAAUAAUAA